Colletotrichum chrysophilum is the source of this 987-nucleotide messenger RNA. RefSeq lists its product as uncharacterized. Gene Ontology annotation, molecular function: enzyme regulator activity; glutamate-cysteine ligase catalytic subunit binding. The coding region runs from base 1 to 987 and encodes 328 amino acids. Lineage: Eukaryota; Fungi; Ascomycota; Sordariomycetes; Glomerellales; Glomerellaceae. Gene Ontology annotation, cellular component: glutamate-cysteine ligase complex. Gene Ontology annotation, biological process: glutathione biosynthetic process. The transcript has 2 exons. The record is from RefSeq and is a predicted model, not a curated record.
AUGACGAAACUAAUCCUAUCCACGGGAAACAUUGUCUCGGGCGGCCCCUCCAUAAUCCGCAAACCAGGCGCAUACAGAUCAAACCUCGAACUCACCAACUCGCUGCGAAGCAACUUUCUCGCUGCUCAGCAGGACUACUCGCCCUACUCGGAGGCAUCCCCCAUCGACGAUGACGAGGCCGACGGAACCCUGAACGGAAACUCGAAUGGCUACUCCAACGGCGAGAACGGUCGUUCUGGCCGGCCCCGCCUCGAUAUCUGGACCGCUCGCGAAGACGGUGCCCUCUACAUUCCACGGAUAGACUGGUCCUACUCUGGUCUGCAAGAGGAGCCGACAAACUACGAUAUCACUGUCAAGCUCUUCUUCCUCCCAAACGCGCCUGCUGAAGAACGCGAGCGCUACGUGCAGGAGGCGCUGGACCUCGUCCGGAAGGAACUCGGCGUCACCACGAUAGAUCUUCUGAUCGCCUCAUUCCCGGGAAUGUCCUUCGAGGGAGAUUGUGAGUGGGAGGCUGACAAGCGCAACGCCAGCCAAGGCAACAUCGACCAGGAGGCCGCGACGUGGAUGGUACUCGAGGACCUGUACCGCCGCGGUGAGGUUAAGGCCCUCGGCAUCUCUGAAUUCGGCACCGAGAAGCUUGCAAAGUUCAUCAAAAAGGUCGAUAUCCGUCCCGCCGUUGACCAGAUCAACACCAAGGACUGCUGUAGCGUGCCGCCCACUCUCGUCAAGCUGGCCAAGACAGAGGGCGUCGAAUUGCUUGUCCACACCGACUGCACCGACAUUUUGCCUAGCGGCACCCUCCGCGAGCUUCUGGGUCACGGACUGCAGGGCGCUGGCGUCCUCGCUGACCCUCUUGAAGGCGGCGAGGGUCUGUACGGCGACCUCGUGCCGGAAUGGGUUGUCAAGUACACGGCUUUCGUCAAGGACCGAGGCGUAAUUGAGAACAAGGGAUAUUUCGCUGGCGCGGAGCUCGUGGAGACCUCCUGA